Messenger RNA from Trichogramma pretiosum, 7798 nucleotides. Its product is annotated as serine/threonine-protein kinase ATR-like. Gene Ontology annotation, cellular component: nucleus. Gene Ontology annotation, biological process: DNA damage checkpoint signaling; telomere maintenance; protein phosphorylation. Gene Ontology annotation, molecular function: protein serine/threonine kinase activity; protein binding. The transcript has 41 exons. The record is from RefSeq and is a predicted model, not a curated record. NCBI's taxonomy places the organism in Eukaryota, Metazoa, Arthropoda, Insecta, Hymenoptera, Trichogrammatidae. The coding region runs from base 247 to 7707 and encodes 2486 amino acids.
UUCGCUGAGCUGACUGUGUUGACGAUCUGCACGUAUACAAAAUAUGUUGUUAUAUACACUUUUAUCUAAAAAGUAUAGAAAUUUGAAUAUAUUAUAAGGCAUUGAAUUAAGAAAUAUUGCAUUUGUAAAAAAAAGUGUUUACCAAGUUGAUUAGAACAAUAAUUAAUGAAUCUUUUGAGACUAUUGUCUUCCAAGUGUCAGGUAAUGAAUGAUACUUCGCAACUUACGAUUUUAUAAGUUAUAAAAAUGGACACUGACAUGGAUGUACAGGAUACUAGCCAGCAAAAUAAUUCUCAAGUGAAUCAUGAAAACAGUUUACAUACCAAAAUUUGGGUAUCCAUCAAUGAUACAAUAUUAAAAUUGUUUGCAACCCUGGAAAAAGACGAAGAAUUAAUAUCUUCUAAUGAAGCAUGCUUACAGCACUUUUUAGUAUCAUUGUUAUCUCAUUUUAAUAAUUUGAAUAUUCUUGCUCCACCUAUUAAUCAAAAGAUUUCUCAAGAUGUUGAACAACAGUAUGAUGCUUUUACCACUUGGCUGUUUGGAGCUAUGUUUUAUCUUGUUAAUUUACCUGUAACUUCUACAUCGUUAAAACAAAUUGUUGAUAUUCAAGUUUGUAUGUUAAGAAUUUUAUCUCGCCUUCAUCUUGGAACAUUACAGACUAUUACUUCUGAAUACCUUAGUAUUCUUGAUGAUUUGAUAAUUUUUUGUAAAAAUAACUCAGUAAAUAGAAUGAUAUUAGAAAAAUUUGUAGUCAAAUCUGGAGCCAUAGAUAAUGUAGAUUUACAAUCAUUCACUGUAAAAGUAACUAACGAUAAUGUUUCAAUAUUUCAAAUUUCAAUUUUGAAGAUUAUUGCUGAUUCUGAUGUAUCUUGUUGGCCCAAAGAUAAACUCCAUAAACAUUUAUUAAAUAUUUUAAUAGAUACUGAACCAAUGGUUAAACUUGUUGGAUUACAAGUAUGCACUGAAGUGAUAAGUAAAAAUUUAAUGGAUCAUAAUGAUUUAGAAAGUAUAGUUUUAUAUGCAUUAGAGGUAAUAAAAUGUUUACCUUACUGGCUUGACAAAGGAUUAAUCCCUUUGAAUAGUUGUCAAGAAUAUACAAAUACUUUCAGACAACUCAUUAUAUCAGUUGAUGAUCCUGUGUACUUCAAUUUAUUUUUUGAAAUUUUUUCUCUAGCUGCAAAACAUAUUUUAAGAUCUAAUAAUUUAGAAAUUGAAAUAUGUAAAAAAAUAGAACAUCAUCUUGAUAAGCAUCCUAAGUUAUACGAAACAACCAGUAUAGAAACUUGUUUAUUUUACUUUGCAAACUGUCCUAAUUUUACAAAUAUCAUUGUCUGCUUCAUUGUGCAUGAGAUAGAAAAUUGUUCAACAGAAAUAACAACGGACAAUUUUGCUAAAUCUUGUGAACUAUGGAAAUCUCUGAAGGAUUUAUUUAACAAAUAUUUAAAACAUGAAAAAUAUGAGGAACUACUUAAUUUUUUCAAAUUAACUAAAGUAUUAGAUUUUCGACUUGUGCAACAACAAAAAACUAUUAAACUUCUUGAUGGUGAAAUCCCCAGAAUAUUUUCCACAUUUUUAAAUACUUUAUCUACCAAUAACUAUAAACAGAACAAAUUGGUAUUUGAAAAUUUUGUUCAAUUGAUAUCUCUUCAAGAAGUUGAUAAAGAUGAAAUUCAAAACGUAUUAUCGCUACCAUGGCUGGACGUAACUUCAAUUAAAGUAUUUAAUUUUACGAAAAUUCAACUUGCAAAUGCUAAGUCUCUUGACUUUGCUACAAAAGUUAAGUGCCUCAAUGCAAUUGGUAUGCAUGGGAAAGGCCAGCAUCGAUUAGAUAUUUUCAACAUGUCUAUAUCCAACUGUGAAAUUGAGCUAGGAGUCGCAAGUAUUAUGAACUGCCCAAUUCUCUUACUAGAUAAAAAUAUUAAAUUCGAUGAAAUAGUACAACAUAUUCUUGUACCAGCUUAUAAUACUCAAAAAUGCCCACUACUGGAAGCACUUGCUUCUACAUUGGGAAAACUAGCUUGUUUUACUUCUGGAAGUGGACUAAUUAUUAGAGAUUCUUCAGAUCCUAGCAGCUGGACUGUACAAUGUGAAUACUGUGAUAAAGUUAAAUUUGAAAAUACGCACUGUCCAAAAGUAGUCUCUUCUACAUUUGAUACAUAUUUUUGUUCAUUUUUUGAGAUAUUCAAUUCAACUAACAAAAAAGUUCGCUUAAAUAUCUCGAAAAAUAUAAUCAGAUUUUCCAAUCAUAUUCCAAGUUUUAACGGUAAUGCAUUAGUACAAAAGUGGAUUCCCUAUAUACAAGAUAAUGAAGAAGAAGUGCGAUUGAAUUUGAGUAGAUCAAUCCAGUUUAUUUUAACAAACAGAAUCUCAACUUCUUUUCCCAACAAAAAACUUAUUGAUUUAAUUCCUCAAGAUCUGGAAGAUUUUAUAAAAAUGAUCACAGAUCAACUUAUUAUUGCCCAAACUAAUGCUUUGGAAACUGGUAAUCACUCAUUGCAUGAAACAGUUUUACUCACAGCAAAAAAUGCAGCUUGUAUUCCAUCCCACUUAACAGAGAAAAUCUGCGCAGGUCUUUUUAUAGUAACUGUCUUACAUGUGAAAUCCUCGAAUCUAUCAAUUGCAUUAGCUACUGAUGCCUAUGCAGAAGUAGCUUUUUAUCACAAAACUAGCUUAAAAUCACUGUAUAUUCGUUACAAAAAAGAUUUUCUAAAGAUUAUGGUAACAUUAGCUGUUCAUAAUAGGAUCAAUUAUGAUUAUAAUAUGGCAACUUCAAUACAUAGAAUGGCUAAAUGCCUUGGGUACCAAGGAUCUCGACAAUUACUACGCAAAGAUGGACAUCAUGCGAUUUGCCUGUUACUACCACAGAUGGUAAAAUAUGAAAAAGCAAAAUUUUUGCUUCAGGACAUCGCUGAAUUAGUUAAUAUUAAAGAAAAGGAUAUGUGUAGAAUGUAUUUUCAACAUAUAUGCUGUCAGGUUUUUUUAUUUGAAGAUCAAGAUACUGGUAUGGAAAUUUUUAAAUUUGUAUCGCAAAUAACUGAUACGAAAGUAUCAAUUUUAACGGGAGAAUGUAUUACGCUAAUAAUUAAUGAAUUAAUGCUACAUUUCCAUGCCCAAAAAGACAAAAUUCUACAACAAUUGCAAUUUAUGGCAAAAUUCGAUUCUCAAAAUCUAAUAAAUAUGGAUUCUGUAAAAGGAAUUGCAAAGUAUUUAAAUCCGAUGUUGCAUGGAAUAUUAGUUACAUUUGACGCUAAUCUUAACACUAAUUCUGAAGAGUUUAUGCAAAAAUGCGCGCUCGCAUCUCUCGCUGAAUUAAUCAAAUUCAUGGGUGCAACAUAUGUUGCACCAUACAAUUAUAAAAUUCUAACAACUUUAAGAACAGCUUUAGGACUUACUAGACCAGGAUUUAGGAAAUUAGCAUGUGAAGCAUGGGAUUCUUUCCUUAGAAAUACGUCUAUCAAUGACAUAGGUCCCCUGCUAGCAACUAUUUGUAUAUCAUUGGUACCCUUGCUUGAAACAUAUCCAAGACAAACUAAUGAUAUGUUAGAUUAUCUGUUAAUUCAAAACAAAGAACUUCUCAAAGAUCAUCUUUUGGACUUGUUUUUCAUUAAUGAUUUGAAAUUAUCUCCGAAUAUCUCAACGCGAAUAAUUAAUUUCAUUAAACAGAACAAGCCAACUACUGUAGAAGGAAACUUGCAAUUUUGGAUUAAAAAAAUUAAGCACGAAACUGACGAAGUUCGAUUGAAAGCAUUACUAUACUUGAAACAAUACUUAUCAAAAAGUCGCAAUGAAAUUAACGAUUUAAUUCUAUCCGAUAUUAAUGUUGAUCCUCUUAUCGUAGAGUUGUUAGAUGCUCUUAUGAGCCGAUGUCAGGACAAGGAUGAAGCCAUUCGAAUUGCUAGCGGCGAUUGCAUAGGUGAAUUGGGUGCAAUUGAACCUAGUCUUUUACCCAGAAGAAUAAUUUCUCGAGGAGAUAGUAAUUUCAUAUUUGAUAUGAACCAAGAUUUUGCAUAUGCUCUAUUUUUCGAGUUAGUAGGAUUAUAUCAUUCUCAAAAAAGUACUCAGAGUAUGGACUGUUUUUCAUUGGCGAUUCAGGAGAUUUUGAGAACUUAUGAGAUAUCGCCAGAAGGUAGAAAUAAAAAAUUGUGGAAAGAUUUAUCUCCAAAAAUUCAGCGAAUGGUCACUCCUUUAUUGACAUCCCAUUAUACAAUAAUGACUAGCACCGAUAUUGAACAUUCUGGUCCCAUAUACGGAUCCGAUUUAGGAUCGACAUUUGAGUUAUGGAUCUUCAAUUGGACCAUCAGCAUGUUAAAGAGUAUCAAGGAAAGCAACAUAAACACAGUUCUAAGGGCUUGUCGACCAGCUUUUAAAAGAAAUAUCAAAAUCAUUACAUUUUGCAUUCCCUACAUAGUUGCUCAUAUUAUCAUGAACGGUUCAAACGAGGAUGUUGAAAAAGUGAAAUCAGAGAUGUUAGCCGUUAUAGAAACAAAUACACAAACGCAGGUUGAUAAAGAGCUUGCACGUCAUAGACCACUUCGAGCACCAGUUGAUCAAACGUCCAAUGGCAGCAAACGAGUAUCUGAUGAAGCUCGUCGUGUUCGCUGUUUACAAGUUUUAUUUUCGUGUCUCGACUAUUUGCUGCGAUGGUUAAGAGAGCGGCGAAAAACUCGCGAUUCGACCUACGAAAAAAUCAAAAAUUUUUGUAAUAGUUUUUCAAAGCUAGUUCUUGCUAAAAGAUGUUAUCAAUCUGGUGAGUAUCAUCGUGCUUUAAUAUAUUUAGAGCAGCACAUGAGUUCCAGUAAAAAAGGAUUAUCAGAGAUCACGGAGGGUGGUUUAUUAGCAAAAAUUUAUACUCAAUUGGAAGAACCUGAUGGAGUUACUGGUAUUUUAGUUGGUCAGGAUAAAUGCCCGACGCUACAGCAAUUAGUUUUGGCUCAUCAAGUUAAUGGACAAUUUCAAGAUGCAGCAACUUGCUUUGAAAGAUUACUGCACAAUCCAACUAUUAAAGUUCAAUAUUUGCGAGGCAUGAUUCAAUGCUAUCUUGAUUUAGAUCAACCAUUUACAGCCAUGAAUAUUACGAAAGGUGUUCUAGAAGAUAGGCCAGAACUGGAAACACUUAUCUGUGACAGCGAACCCUUCUGGCAACUUGCACAUUUUGGUAAGAUAGGAAGUGAAUCUGGAAACAAUGUUAAACUGGAUUUACAAACGGAUUUGAAAAACCACGUGAAGCCUGAUUUGUUCGAAGUCAAAAAAGAACUGGUUUCGAUGCUUACAGCUUCAUCGCGGCCUAGAGCAUAUGAACAAAGCUACUCCUACAUUAUGAAAUUACACGUCGUAAAUGAAUUUGAAAAAGCUUGCACGAUGAUGCUUGAAAACAUGGAUUGUUUGCCUACUAUUUUCGAAGAAUGGGGAUUGCGAGACAAGCUCGUUAAUGCAUCGCGGGGAGCAGAAUUCAUUUUGGAAAUGCGCAGGGCUAUUCUCGAUCUAGCCGCACAACUGCAAUCUGAAACCAAUACAGGAAAAACAUUGAUUACUGAAGAAAUUGGAAAGUUGUGGUUGAAGAGUGCCAAAAUCGCCAGAAAAGCUGGUAUGCAUCAACAAGCUUACAUGUACAUACUUUCCGCAACCGAUUCUUGCCCGCCGCAAGACUUAUGUAUCGAACAAGCUCAACUCUAUUGGGAAAAAGGAUCACACGAAGAUGCCCUUAUAACUCUGAAACGAUGUCUUGCAACGUAUUUUAAAACAGUUGCCGAGUAUAAAGAACGUCCAAAUGAGUUUACGAUUGAGCGUAGGAAAUGUGCAAAGGCAAAACUAUUAUGGGCUAAAUAUAAUGAUGAAACAUUGAACGUAGAAGCCAAUAAUAAUAUGCACAACUACAAAGAAGCUUUUGAAGUUUGGAGAGGAUGGGAAAAAAGCUGCCUUUCGGUUGCUCGUUAUUUCGAAUCUGUACUCGAUAAAAUGUCCGAUGAAGAGCGAAUGGGUCAAAGUGGACGUGAUAUGCAAACUCAUAUUAUUAAUUACUACGGAAAGUCAUUAAUGUGCGGUUGUAAAUAUAUUCAUCAGUCUUUACCAAGAAUGUUGACUAUUUGGUUGAAUUACGCAUCUCGAGCUAGAACGCAUUCCCAUUCCGACAGUGGUGUAUCAAAAGCUCUAGCUCAAAUGACAAAAAUUGUUGAAACUUACAUCGUUAGAGUGCCUACUUUCGUAUGGUUAACUGCUUUUAGUCAACUUGUUUCAAGAAUAUGCCAUCCAAAUAAAGAUGUAAAAAAUACUUUGUUCAUGCUCAUAGUAAGACUGAUCAAGGCUUAUCCACAGCAUUGUUUGUGGAUGAUGGCUUCUGUGUUUAAUUCAUCAUACACAGCAAGGCAAAGGAGUUGUAAAGAGAUACUUAAUCAUGAAACUCUAAAGACACCGUCUAUGUUGAAAUUAAUUCAACAUUUCCAUAGACUUUGGGAAAAACUAGUUGAAUUAUCUAAUAAAACUAUACCUGAUGGAAUGAGCACAACAACGGUACCUGCUCUUUCAAGGUCUCUACCAAAAUUAUUGGCUGAAAAAGAUUUUGGUCCUGUGAUGAUGCCUACAUCAAAAUUCCGUCAGCUUCAUUUGCCCAUGAAAGGUGCUAAACCAGAACAACACAAUCCUUUCGCCGACAAUUGGGUUAGCAUCAUUGGAAUAGAAGAUCAAGUUGUAGUAAUGCCUUCACUUCAACGUCCGAGACGUAUUGCUCUCAGAGGUUCUGACGGACGGUCGUAUUUGUUUAUGUGCAAACCCAAGGACGAUUUACGUCGAGAUUUUCGUUUAAUGGAAUUUAAUGAUAUCGUCAACAAAUAUUUACAAAAAGAUCCAGAAUCUCGAAGACGUAGAUUAUACAUACGUACUUAUAGUGUUGUUCCAUUGAAUGAAGAGUGUGGCUUAAUAGAAUGGGUUCCUAAUCUCAUUGGAUAUAGACAUAUUUUAAUGAAUAUGUAUAAGGAAAGAAAUAUGCUGACCACUGCAAAAGAAAUAAAAUCUAUGACAUGUGCCCUCAAAGAUGAUCUUGCGAAAAAAAGACAAAACUUUUUGGAAAAACUUUUACCAAGACAUCCACCCGUUCUUGGUGAUUGGUUUCAAUUUGCUUUUCCUGAUCCAUAUGGAUGGUACGAAGCUCGUAUAGCUUACAUUCGAACUGCUGCAGUUAUGUCAAUGGUUGGAUACAUACUGGGAUUGGGAGAUCGUCACGGAGAGAAUAUUUUAAUAGACUCAAAAUGUGGCGAUUGUGUUCAUGUCGAUUUCAACUGCCUAUUCAAUAGAGGUGAAACGUUAGAAUGGCCUGAGAGAGUGCCAUUUAGAUUGACUCAAAAUAUGGUAGAAGCUAUGGGUCCAUUAAAAUAUGAAGGACCUUUUCGGCAAUCUUGUCGUACCACCAUGAAAGUUCUUCGAGAACAAACCAAUACUCUUAUCAGCGUUUUAAAACCUUUCGUUUACGAUCCUCUCGUUAGCUGGAAUAGAAAUCAACUGAAUGAUACAGGAGAAAAAACGAACGAAAAAGCUGUUGAAAAUAUCAAAAAUAUAGAAGAUCGAUUGAAGGGAAUGGUAGGAUCUAGGACAAAAAAACUUGAAGCUCUUACAUUGUACUUGAGUGUGGAAGGCCAAGUAAAUCAUUUAAUACUCGAUGCCAUUAAUGUUGAUAAUUUAUGUCAAAUGUAUAUUGGAUGGGGGGCGUACUUGUAAAAUGUCUCAGUACAUGAAUCGUAACAAAAUACGUUUUUAAAUGAAAUAAUUACCGUGAUGUUUGUACAGAUAAUUGUAUAAUUUACAAAAA